Purpureocillium lilacinum is the source of this 702-nucleotide messenger RNA. RefSeq names its product DNA-directed RNA polymerases II 24 kDa polypeptide (RNA polymerase II subunit 5). Gene Ontology annotation, cellular component: RNA polymerase I complex; RNA polymerase III complex; RNA polymerase II, core complex. The record is from RefSeq and is a predicted model, not a curated record. Gene Ontology annotation, biological process: DNA-templated transcription. Gene Ontology annotation, molecular function: DNA binding. NCBI's taxonomy places the organism in Eukaryota, Fungi, Ascomycota, Sordariomycetes, Hypocreales, Ophiocordycipitaceae.
AUGGACGACUCUGUGCCCAACGACGCCAAGUCGAAGGAGGUGGUCAGGCUGUGGCGCGCCUGGAGGACGGUGCACGAGAUGGUCGCCGAUAGGGAAUACGAGCUCGCAGAGGAGGAAGUCAACAUUUCGCUGGACCGGUUCCGCGACGAGUACUGCAACCCCGACGGCUCCAUCAACCGCGGAAAGCUCCAAUUCUCGGCCCGCCCCAGCGACUCGAUGCUGCGCAAGAACACGCCCGCGCCCACGGCGGCCAACCCGAACCCCGUGCCCGACUGCGGCCCCGUCUGGGUCGAGUUCCUGACGGACAAGCAGUUCGGCGUGGCGCAGAUCCGCCAGUUCGCCAAGCACACCAUCACGAACAACUACAAGACGGGCAUCAUGGUCACCCACGUCGCCCUCUCCCCCGCCGCCCGCAAGUCCCUCGCCAGCGUCGAGAACCUCGCCAAGAUUGAGUGCUUCCUCGAGGACGACCUGCUCGUCAACAUCACCCACCACGAGCUCGUGCCCCGGCACGUCCUCCUCUCCCGCGAGGAGAAGGCCGCCCUGCUCAAGCGCUACCGCCUCAAGGAGACGCAGCUGCCCCGCCUGCUGCAGAAGGACCCCGUCGCGAGGUACCUCGGCCUCAAGCGCGGGCAGGUCGUCAAGAUUAUCCGCGUCAGCGAGACGGCUGGCCGCUAUGCCAGUUACAGGCUCUGCGUUUAG